Molecule: messenger RNA, 2456 nt
Organism: Frankliniella occidentalis (western flower thrips)
Lineage: Eukaryota; Metazoa; Arthropoda; Insecta; Thysanoptera; Thripidae
Product: protein cycle
Biological process (GO): regulation of transcription by RNA polymerase II
Cellular component (GO): aryl hydrocarbon receptor complex; transcription regulator complex; nucleus
Molecular function (GO): protein dimerization activity; RNA polymerase II cis-regulatory region sequence-specific DNA binding; DNA-binding transcription factor activity, RNA polymerase II-specific
Source: RefSeq, a predicted model, not a curated record
UGACGGCAGCGACUUUGAUGACGACACGGAGGAUGGCAAGUCCUGCAGGACCGACGAUAAGAAGCAGAAUCACAGUGAGAUCGAAAAGCGUCGUCGUGACAAGAUGAACACGUACAUCACGGAGCUGUCCGCCAUGGUGCCCAUGUGCCACGCCAUGUCGCGCAAGCUGGACAAGUUGACGGUGCUGCGCAUGGCCGUGCAGCACCUCAAGACCAUCCGCGGCGCCGUGCACUCAUACACCGAGGGCCACUACAAGCCCGCCUUCCUCUCGGACCAGGAGCUCAAACAUCUCAUCCUUCAGACAGCUGAAGGCUUUCUCUUUGUAGUGGGAUGUGACCGAGGCCGGAUCCUGUUCGUGUCCGAGUCCGUGUCGCAGGUGCUCAACUUCUCCCAGGGAGACCUCCUUGGCCAGAGCUGGUUCGACAUCCUGCAUCCGAAGGAUGUCGCCAAGGUAAAGGAGCAACUGUCCGCCUCUGACCUCAGCCCUCGCGAGCGGCUCAUCGAUGCCAAAACCAUGCUUCCCGUGCGCACGGACAUGCCGGCCGUGGGGUCGCGGCUCUGCCCGGGAGCGCGUCGCUCCUUCUUCUGCCGCAUGAAGCGCAAGCUGCCCGUCAACGUCAAGGAGGAGGCCGACACUACCUCGUGUUCGGCGCGGAGGAAGAAGCAGCACAGUGCCGAGCGCAAGUACAGCGUGAUCCAGUGCACGGGGUACCUCAAGUCGUGGGCGCCGGAGAAGAUGGGCCUGGAGGAGUCCGAGCUGGUGGAGGGCGAGAGCGGAGCGGGCGCGGGCGGCGCGUGCCUGUCCUGCCUGGUGGCCGUGGGCCGUCUGCAGCCCAUGCUGUCGCCGCCACCGAGGCCGCGGCCCGGAGGCCGCAUCCCCAACACCAGGCCGCUGCAGUUCACCUCACGGCACGCCAUCGACGGCAAGUUCCUCUUCGUCGACCAGCGGGCGACACUCGCUCUCGGCUUCCUCCCGCAAGAGCUCCUGGGCACGUCCAUGUACGAAUACUACCACCCGGAGGACGUGCACCACCUCGCCGACUCGCACAAGGCGGCCCUCAACAGCACCGAGGUGGUCAACACCAAGGUGUACUGGUUUAGAAGUAAGGAAGGGACCUACAUUAGUAUACAAAGCGAAUGGAAGGCGUUUAAGAAUCCGUGGACCAAAGACGUAGAGUACAUUAUAGCGAAAAAUUCUGUGAUCAUGACGGACGGGCGGCACAUGGACGCGUCGGCGUCCCGGCACAAAGUCAGCGGGCAGGCGCGCUACCAGGCUGGCUACGACUUGUUCUCUCAACCUGGCGGUCGGGACGGCCUGCAGCGAGACAUACAACGAAUCAUCUCCUGGACGCACGUGGAGGCCAACAAGAUCGGGCGGAAGAUCGCGGACGAUGCGCUCGACUCGCAGAGGGUGCGGGGCAACGGGGACUCGUCGUCCAACAGCACGCCGUCGCCCUCCCGACCGGAGUGCAGUCCCGUCGAGAGGAAGCGGUCGCCUAGCCUGGCCGGUGACGUCGGCCGGCCGCCUGGCUCCGGCUCGGAGUCUCUAGCCAGCCCCCAGCACGAGGGGAAGGACAUCAAGGCCCUCCAGUUGUCGGUGCCGUUCCCCGGCAGCCCCUCGAGUCAGGUCAGCCCGUCCCUCCACGGGUCGGGCCUCCAGGCAGCGGGCGGCCAGGGUCAGGGCCAGGACCUCGACAGCCUGCGGGACAUGAGGAGCCAGCAGAGCAUAGGCAUGAGCGGCGGCAACGCGGACAGCGCGGACCCCUCAGCCUCCAUACGGAACAACGUGACGCUCUCCAGCCUCGCCUACCCCGACCAAGACUGUGUGUGUGUUUUAGGAAUGGCCAACGACGAGGACAUGAUGGAGAUGAUGCCGCCCGUCAUGCCGGACUCCCCUGGCCAGGGCGAGGGCGCCUCCAACGAUGGCAACGACGAGGCUGCCAUGGCCGUCAUCAUGAGCCUCCUGGAGGCUGACGCGGGGCUAGGGGGGCCCGUCGACUUCUCUGGCCUUCCCUGGCCCCUACCCUAAACAGCGGAGCGGUGACUGUCACCACUUCACCUGAGCUGUGUACAAGACUAUUGUGGUGGUGUCUUUCCCUCUUUCCCUCAGUUCCAACGGUCUUGGCAGUGUUAUGGCAAAGCUCAUCGGUGGUGCGAACAGGCUAGAAUACAAUGAUUCCCCAACUGUCAAUAUAUACCAGUGUGCGAAAGUGCAAGGCAGUGUACUGUGUACACAAUGCGACGGAGAUGCAUUAUCUCUUAAUGCAGAUAAAAAUUUCCUUUUAAAAAUAAAUAAAAUACAUGUAUAUUGAAUGACUGAAAAGUGAAUUGAUAUAUUUGCUUCCUGUUUUUGGAAACAUGGAGGCAAGUGCUGUCCAAGUACUAUCAAGUCCACUUCACCUACUUUUGUUUUAAUUGCUUUUCUCAGUUAAAAUAAAAAUAUUUUUUUGCUCAAA